UUGUUUUUCCCCACUUCCUUUACAGGCCACAGUUGUUAUUUGCCAGGCCAUGUUCUUCUCUGAGUUUCUAAGACAGGGUUAGCUUAAUGCCUUGUCUUGACACUAUCUGAUAUAAUCAGAGAAAUGAAAAAUGCCAUGGGCAAGAUAAAUGAUAUUUUAGCCAAGCUGUUCAGGAUAAACCGGGCCACGGUUUAUCCUCCAUGGUUUCUACUGGAGUCUUCUCAGGAGAGACAACAGCCUUUCUGGGGCUUGCCUUGAUGAAAGGAUUGGAACUGGUAACACCUGUUUCAAAGAAAAAAAGAGUACCGUAGCUUGCUGUCAGAAAUGGCCCUCUCAGUGGACUCAUCUUGGCACCGGUGGCAGUGGCGAGUCAGAGAUGGCCUCCCCCAGUCUCCAUCAGAAGUCACACCUCUGUUGUCCCAAGAUAGAAGGAGGCAAAGCUACAACCUGACACAGCAGCGGGUCGUGUUCCCCAACAACAGCAUGUGCCACCAAGAUUGGGCAGCGGUCUCCAGGAAAUACUCUGGCAACAGAAUCUGCACGACCAAAUAUACCUUCCUCACCUUCCUGCCUCAGAAUCUCUUUGAGCAGUUUCAUAGAUGGGCUAACCUCUAUUUCCUGUUCCUGGUGAUUCUGAACUGGAUACCCUCCAUGGAAGUUUUCCACAGAGAAAUCACCAUGUUACCAUUGGCCAUUGUGCUGUUUAUCAUCAUGGUCAAGGAUGGCAUGGAGGACUUCAAGAGACAUCGUUUUGACAGAGAGAUCAACUGCUCCAACAUCUGGAUAUAUGAAAGAAAAGAGCGGAGCUACGUGCAGAAAUGCUGGAAGGAUGUGCGUGUGGGAGACUUCAUCCAAAUGAAAUGCAACGAGAUCAUCCCAGCAGACAUACUCCUCCUCUUUUCCUCAGACCCCAGUGGGAUCUGCCACCUGGAAACUGCCAACCUGGAUGGAGAAACAAACCUCAAACAAAGACGUGUUGUGAAGGGCUUCUCACAGCAGGACAUACAGUUUGAACCCGAACAUUUCUGCAACACCAUCGUGUGUGAGAAGCCCAACAACCACCUCAACAAAUUUAAGGGUUAUAUGGAGCAUCCUGACCAAACAAGGACAGGCUUUGGCAGCGAGAGUCUUCUGCUUCGAGGCUGUACCAUCAGAAACACCGAGGUGGCUAUUGGCAUCGUCAUCUAUGCAGGCCAUGAGACAAAAGCCAUGCUGAACAACAGUGGCCCACGGUACAAACGCAGCAAGAUUGAGAGGCGCAUGAACAUAGACAUCUUCUUCUGCAUUGGACUCCUCUUCCUCAUGUGCCUCAUUGGAGCUGUAGGUCAUCGCCUCUGGAAUGGGACCUUCAAAGAACACCCUCCCUUUGAUGUGCCAGAUGCCAAGGGUAGCUUCCUUCCUCUUGCCCUUGGAGGCUUCUACAUGUUCCUUACAAUGAUCAUCCUGCUCCAGGUGCUGAUCCCAGUCUCCCUGUAUGUAUCCAUUGAGCUGGUGAAGCUCGGGCAAGUCUUCUUCCUGCACAAUGACCUUGACCUGUAUGAUGAAGAGACUGAUUUGUCCAUUCAGUGUCGAGCCCUCAACAUCACUGAGGACUUGGGCCAGAUCCAGUAUAUCUUCUCUGACAAGACGGGGACACUGACUGAGAACAAAAUGGUCUUCCGGCGUUGCACUAUCAUGGGCAGCGAGUAUUCUCACCAAGAAAAUGCCAAGCGACUGGAGACCCCAAGGGAGCUUGACUCAGACAGUGAAGAGUGGACCCAAUACCAGUGCCUGUCCUUCCCAGCCCAAUGGGCUCAGGGCCCAGCAACACGAAGGGGCCAAGGAUGCGCCCAGCCUCUGAGGAGGUGCCACAGUGCCCACGUACCCAUCCAGGGCCACUCCAGACAAAGGUCUGUGGGGCGCUGUGAAAGUUCACAGCCUCCUGUGGCCUUCAGCAGCUCCAUAGAAAAAGAUGUGACUCCAGAUAAAAAUCUACUGCCCAAAGUACAAGAUGCUGCCCUGUGGCUGGAGACCUCGUCCGACACCAAAGCUGCCAAGCCUUUUCCCUCCACCGCCUCCUCCAUCGCUGACUUCUUCCUUGCCCUGACCAUCUGCAACUCUGUCAUGGUCUCCACAACCACACAGCCCCGGCAGAGGGUCACCAUGCCACCCUCGACCAAGGCUCUGGGGACAUCCCUGGAGAAGAUUCAGCAGCUCUUCCACAGACUGAAGCUUUUGAACCUCAGCCAGUCAUUCUCGUCUACUGCGCCCUCUGACACUGACCUGGGGGAGAGUUUGGGAGCCAACAUGCCUACCACAGACUCAGAAGAGAGAGACGAUGCAUCUGUGUACAGCGAAGGCUACUCCACAGAUGGUGGCUAUAGGAGCAGCGCAUGGGACGAGGGCGACAUCCAGGCAUCUGGAUUGGAGGCUUCCCUGGAGGAGGUGCUGGAGGCCCCAGCCCUAGGCCUGGCCAGCCCUGAGCUCUGUUAUGAGGCUGAGAGCCCUGAUGAGGCAGCCCUUGUGCAUGCGGCCCGUGCCUACAGCUUCACACUGGUGUCCCGGACACCAGAGCAGGUGACCGUGCGCCUGCCCCAGGGCACCUGCCUCACCUUUGACAUCCUCUACACACUGGGCUUUGACUCUGUCAGGAAAAGAAUGUCCGUGGUGGUGAGGCACCCACUGACAAGCGAGAUCAUCAUCUACACCAAGGGCGCAGACUCAGUUAUCAUGGAUCUGCUGGAAGACCCAGCGUGCGCAACUGACACGGAUGUGGAAAAGAAGGUGAGGAAAAUUCGAGCCAGGACCCAAAAGCAUCUAGACUUGUAUGCAAGAGAUGGCCUUCGAACACUGUGCAUCGCCAAGAAGGUCAUAACUGAAGACGACUUCCAGCGGUGGGCCAGCUUCCGGUGUGAGGCAGAGGCAUCUCUUGAAAACCGAGAUGAGCUUCUAAUGGAAACUGCACAACAUCUGGAGAAUCAACUCACCUUACUCGGAGCCACUGGGAUCGAAGACCGGCUACAGGAAGGGGUUCCAGACACAGUCGCUGCUCUGCGGGAGGCUGGCAUCCAGCUCUGGGUCUUGACUGGAGAUAAGCAGGAGACAGCAGUCAACAUCGCCUAUUCCUGCAGAUUGUUAGAUCAGACUGACAUGGUUUACUCCAUUAAUACAGAAAGUCAGGAAACUUGUGAAUCCAUCCUCAGCUGUGCACUGGAAGAAGUAAAGCAAUUCCAUGGACCACAGAAGCCAGACCCUAAGAUCUUUGGGUUCUGUCUACCUUCUGAGACACUACCUCCCUCCUCAAGAGCAGGAGUUCCAGAAGUUGCAGUUCCAGAAGUUGGAUUGGUCAUCGAUGGGAAGACAUUGAAUGCCAUUUUCCAGGGAAAACUGGAGAUGAAAUUUUUGGAGUUGACGCAGUACUGCCGGUCUGUCCUAUGCUGCCGUUCCACCCCGCUCCAGAAGAGUAUGAUAGUCAAGUUGGUGCGAGACAAGUUGAACGUCAUGACCCUUUCCAUAGGUGAUGGAGCAAAUGACGUAAGCAUGAUUCAAGCUGCUGAUAUUGGAAUUGGGAUAUCUGGACAGGAAGGCAUGCAGGCUGUUAUGGCCAGCGACUUUGCCAUAUCCCGCUUCAGACACCUCAAGAAGCUGCUGCUUGUGCACGGCCACUGGUGUUACUCGCGCCUGGCCAGGAUGGUGGUGUACUACUUCUACAAGAACGUGUGCUACGUCAACCUGCUCUUCUGGUACCAGUUUUUCUGCGGUUUCUCCGGCUCCACCAUGAUCGAUUACUGGCAGAUGAUAUUCUUCAACCUCUUCUUCACAUCCUUGCCUCCUCUGGUCUUCGGGGUCCUUGAUAAAGACAUCUCUGCAGAGACACUCCUGGCAUUGCCCGAGCUGUACAAGAGUGGCCAAAACUCUGAGUGCUACAACCCGAUGACUUUCUGGAUUUCCAUAGUGGAUGCAUUCUACCAGAGCCUUGUCUGCUUCUUCAUUCCUUACCUGACCUACAAGGAUUCUGAUAUUGAUGUCUUUACCUUUGGGACACCCAUCAAUACCAUCUCCCUCACCACAAUUCUCUUGCACCAGGCAAUGGAAAUGAAGACUUGGACCAUUAUCCACGGGCUUGUUCUCAUAGGCAGCUUCCUGAUGUAUUUUGUGGUAUCCCUCGUUUACAAUGCCACCUGCGUCAUCUGCAACAGUCCCACCAAUCCCUACUGGGUGAUGGAAGGCCAGCUCUCUGACCCCACUUUCUACCUCGUCUGUUUCCUCACACCGGUCAUGGCUCUUCUCCCAAGGUACUUUUUCCUAUCUCUACAAGGGACUUACGGGAAGUCUCUGACCUUAAAAGCUCAGAAAAUUGACAAACUCCCCACAGACAAAAGAGACCUAGAAAUACAGAGCUGGAGGAGCAGACGGAGGCCUGUCCCUAGUCCUGGAGAGGCUCAGCGCACCCACCGUCCAGUGCCACCUGUCCCAGAACAAGACUUCAGAGCCAGUAGCCCAAAGAGCUCUAGCCCUCCCAAGCGGAAGUGCAAGGAGGAUUGGGUGCUACAUGGAGAGAAAUGCAGCAGAGACCAUCUGAAGGAUCACCCAUGUCCAGGGGACUCCUCAGCUAAACCCUCAUCCAGGGAAUACCCUCUUCUGGGGCCUAGCAGAACAAUGGCUUCAGGAGCCUACUCAAGGGGUGGACAGAUUGAUGAGGACAGGCCCUUAAGCAGAGGCAGUCAUCGCCGAUCCCAGAGUUCAAUGACCAUAUGAAUGGCCUGCGGAAAUCUGUACAAACUCAGAGGAAGCCACCCAGCUGAUGGCCUAAUUAACCCAUGAAUCUUCCUCUUCAUGGAGAAACCAGGCUUGACUUCCUUGGAGAAAAUGCUGGCCCCAAGGGCUUUGACAAAGGACUGGAAACCAGUCAACCUCUAGCUUUCUCCUGCUGCCAGGCAGCACAUCAUGCCAUCGAAAUUUUUAUAAGAACACUAUGUUUUUAAUAUAUUGAGUUGUUAAAUAUUUUAGCCCAGAGACAUUGCUGUGACCUUCUAGGUAAGUAGAGCCAAUGGCCAACACAACAGGGCCAUAAUUUUCCAAGAUUCCAAGAGAUCUAUCUACCCAGGCAUUCUCUCAGGAUAUGGAAGUUUCUGAGCUUGUCAAACCAACACCUCAUCUUAUUAUACCAAAAGUUAAAGUUUCAGAAGAGACCCAUAUACAAAGGUACUUCAUCUUGAGUGUAUUGCAGUGGUAAUUAUGUCAAGCUUAACAACACUUUCAUUCAUAGAGAACUGGGCUGCUUUCUGUCUCUAAGCCAAAGAAAACAUCUAAAGAUUAAAACUAGGUUUGAACUGAGUGUCACAGACACUUCUGAGAGUUGUAGGUCCAUAGCUAGUGUAAGAGGCAACAACAUAAGCAUGCAAAAGUGAAUGGGUGCACUAUAGACCCCAAGCUUUUGCUAAAGGACCAUAUGUCCACAGUCAGUACCAAGAGAAAAGGAGCAGUACUAUUUAAGCUAUUUAUUUAUUUUUAAAUGGAAGUACUCAUCCUUAUUCAGAUCUAAGACUGGUAGACUUUCAUACCUCUGUACCCAGAAUAAACCUAUAUGAUAGAGAAACUCUAAGCCCAAACAAGGACACCUCAAAGGACAGGUCCAGUAAUAAACUCUAUCAUUAAGCUUAUCCCAGAUUCUUACCAGCUGGAAGACAGUGGCCCAUGCUUCAUUUAUAUUAGGGAGAGUCAGAGGAAGUCUCAUUUCAGAGGUUAAGGGAUUAUGGAAACUUCUUAUUCCUAGAGGUUACAAAUGCCAAAAUGUACCAGUGCUCAAAACAAUGCUGAAAUGAAAGAAGGUAUGAUAGAAUUCCAAGAGGCUAUCAAGAGAAUUCAGGGCUAUUAUGGACAAGGAUAGUGUAUCCCUAGUCUUUAGGAUAAGUCAGACAAGGCUACUGAACCCUCUCCUCCUUAAAGUAGUACCUGUAUAUUAAGCAAAAACCCCUUUAUAUUAGUGAUGGAUGCAACACGGGUGACGAGUCUUUGAGCCUAAGAGUCGUAGCCACCACAAGUUGACUUAUUACUUAAGUAACUUCUCAGCAAAGAUGCACAAAAAUAUCUCAACAAUCAAAUUGGCAAAUGACAGACUGAGGUCAUCCUCUGAACUUCCUGUGGACAAGCCUGAACUGGAGGGAUGGUUUAAAGCAUUGUGUCCCUGGAACCAAUACACUGGAUCUCUUUUACUGACUGUGCCACAUAAUGAUGCCAAUAAUGGCCAACAGGAGAAUCCUAUAUGCUGAUUGCUAGAGAAGGAGCAGGUGAACACAGCAGGCAAAGCAGUAAUGAUAGGAAUUGUUCCAAAUGAGAGGAUUGAGCCAAAACUUGGAUCUUGGGGUCCCUGUUUUCCCCAUUUGAUUCCUGCCCACUCCUGCAAACCAGAUUGAGAGCAGUAGGCUGUUUUAGAGAAGAACAGAAUAGUGGGAAGAACACUGGCCUCAGGAGAUCUGGGUUUGAGUCUUUGCUUCUGUACUCUCUAGGAGCCAGGAGCCUUGAAGCAAGAUGCCACACCUGCAAAUUAGGUUAAAACUGCCUUACCUUCCAGGUUUGGCAUAAGGAUCAAGUCAAAAAUACGCAGGGGACAUGUAAACACUUUGAAAGUUGUAACACCCUCAAUAGUAACACAGGGAUUUCAUUUCAGAGCUAAGGGGAAACAAGGUAAUAGGAAACUUGUGAAAAUGACCACUAAACCUAUAUGUCAAACCAUACCCAACAUUGUGAUGUUGUGUUCUUUCUUGCAUGAUCAAACCAUCCCAGAUUGCCUGGGAUUUUCCAAGUUUUAGCACUGAAGGGCCCUCAUCCUAGGAAACUCCUCAAUCCUGGGACACCUGAGACAACUGGUCACCUACUCUUGCCCCUCUUUGAAACCAAACCAACUGUGACCAUCCAACAUGCCAUCUUAAGGGAAAAGGUUAUAACAACUUUUCCUAUAACAUUAUGCUAAUGAUUGUACUUAGUAUACUUUUAUACUUUUAUGACCUUUUACUGAUUGACUGGAAAUGUGUUAUCCUUUAUGAGAAAAAAAAUAAACAUUGUUUUCCAUAAUUGCCUGCAUUUCUGAGUACCCUCUCAUCCAUCCAUCCAUCCUUCUUCCAUUCAUUCAUUUAUUUAGUAGUCUGUCCAUCCAUUUAUCUAUCCAAUAAACUUCUGUUAAG
Messenger RNA from Mustela erminea (ermine), 7163 nucleotides. It is a transcript of the gene ATP10B, whose product is annotated as ATPase phospholipid transporting 10B (putative). The coding region runs from base 325 to 4737 and encodes 1470 amino acids. Gene Ontology annotation, biological process: phospholipid translocation. The transcript is spliced from 24 exons. NCBI's taxonomy places the organism in Eukaryota, Metazoa, Chordata, Mammalia, Carnivora, Mustelidae. Gene Ontology annotation, molecular function: ATP hydrolysis activity; ATP binding; ATPase-coupled intramembrane lipid carrier activity. Gene Ontology annotation, cellular component: plasma membrane. The record is from RefSeq and is a predicted model, not a curated record.